AUGUGCGUGGGUGAGCUUGCUGUUCAGACAGGGGCCGUGUUCGAAGAGAGUGGAACCAUGAUGAUUGACUGCCCGUGUUGCCGCCAGCAGUCUCAUGUGUCGCGAGCCUGGCAUUAUCCCAGCUUUCCCGCUGACACUGCCGCUUCCGCGUCUGCAGAGCAAGGUUCAGGCGAGGAGCCACAAGGUCAGGUGCUGCAGGCAGAAGGUUCAGGCAGCCCAGCACAAGGUCAGGCGCCCCAGGCAGUAGGAUCAGGCAGCCAAGCACAAGGUCAGGUGUCCCAGGCAGAAGGUUCAGAAGGCCAAGGUCAAGGCCACGUCACCCCUGACAACAGCCCGCAGAAUGAGGGAUUCCACACGCCAGAGGCCGCAUUCCCGUGGUGGCCCGUGACAUCGCAUGAGCUGUCAUCCUCACAAGCCUCAUCCCAAGCCUAUCACUCCAGUGCGCGCCUGUCAGACGGCAGAACCGGGCUGUUAGUGGAUCCGGGGUCUUACGGAAAUUUGGUAGGAGAGGAAUGGCUAGCGUCAGCAGCAGCACAAAUGCAAAAGGUUCCUCGCAUCACUUCACGUGAGGCCCCACUCCAGGUCGGAGGUGUAGGCAAGGGCGCGCAACAGUGUCGGGUGGACUGUCAGUUACUUAUCAUGCUCACCCGCCAUGACGGCACCACAGCAGCUGGCUCUUUCACUUCGCCAGUUGUCAGCCAGUCAGGGUGUCCAGCUUUGCUUGGUCUUCGUUCCCUCCAGGAGAAUCGUGCAAUCUUGGACUGCCACAAGCGCCUGCUUCAUUUCCCCGCUGAAGGCGAGAUCACCAUGGUCAUGCCGCCAGGGUCAGAGACGUAUCAGCUCGAAGCAGCUGAAAGCGGCCAUCUGUUACUUCCCUGCGACGCCUUCAGCAAGUCCUCGCAUCAGCAGCCAUUGGGCGAGCACCAUCUGUUCACGAACGAUGAGCCAAAGCCAGGAGCAGAUACAGCCGUAUUGCCUUGCAUGUUGUCUGCCUUGCCGGCCCAAAGUGUGAGCGAUCAGGAGUCCUUGUGCGCAGCAGUUGCAGCCGAGUACGCGCAUGAAGCCUGUGCAGCCUUACUGCUGCGUUUCUCCAAGGAAUGGGUGCAAGCUGGAGCAACCGCCCGAGAGCGGUUUCAUGACCAUGAGGGCAUGAGCAAGUGUUUUGGCAUGUACACCCAUGGGGGAAUAGUUGCCAUCAGCUCUGGCACUAAGCAGCGGCCUGAGCUCUCAAAGCUCCUGUGCAAGGCCAUUCAAACAUCCACCGAUGCAGCAUUCACGUCCAUUAUGCUUUGCAUCAACACCCCAGCUCCAGUGCACAGGGACGCCUACAACCAAGCAAGCAACGUGUUGUUGCCCAUGGUCCUGCCAAAGCGAGGAGGGAACCUCUGGAUCGAAUUGCGUAAGGGUGACGUGAUUGAGGGCGAGAUAGAGACGCGGCCCGUGAACACAAAACAAUGCCCUGGCCAGAUUAUUCCUCUCAGUGUGGGAUCCGCAGUUGGCUUCGACCCAAAGCGGUAUCACGCAACACAGCCGUGGGCCUGCGGUGACAGGAUUGUCUUGGCCGCCUAUGUCACCGGAAGCUCUUGGAAAGCUUCAGCUGAGGCUGUGUCUGAACUACAAGGUUUAGGUUUCCGCGUGCCCUCUCCAGGGAAUUCUGUGCAGGCACAUAUCGCAGGUGCAGCGCCUGAGGACAGUCAGGUCAGCCCAGCCUCUGAGCACGCAGCAGCCCAAGCGCAACAGUUAGCCGAUCAGGCAAUGCAGGUCACAGGUGAGCCCAGGUCACAGGUGCAGCCUAGCCCAUCAAGGUCAAGGUCAGGCCCAGGGGUGCAGGUGCCAGAUCCGAAAGCCUAUGCAGCGCCACGGACAAGUGGUCUCAGCAUCAUUGGUCGCAUCCUUUUAAUUUCCAUUUUUCAAUCAACUUACUUUGCCUUUCAGGAAUGUGGCCUUGAGCCGACCAGGCUGCGCCCCAACGAGCUUCUCCGAGCUGGGUUCGAUGAGGUGAUAGGCCAAAUUAAGAACUCAUCUUAUGCUGCCGUGUGGGUAGACUUAGAUGAUCAACGUAAGUGCCCGAAGCGGUCACAGAUUUUCUCUCGCCUUGGUGUUGUGGCCGGUUGGGCCCAACGUCAGUCCAUUCCUUUUGUGAUGGCCUCCAGUCGCAAUGCCGUGUGGAGCCAACCUGAAGUGCAGGAGCUCGUGUAUCGUUACAAGCUUCGUGAAAGCCGCCAUCGCUGGUGCAGGUUCGGGGUGAAGGUGUCAUCUGAGGUGCAGGCCUCAGCAGCGAGUCACAAGGUGAUGAGCUCUGUCCCUAUGCCUUCACAUGCCUGUCAACCCGGCACCGCAAAACUCCGAGCAGAUGCUGAGCGAUGUGUCGCUAAGCAUAUCAUUACCGCCCUGAUGUCAGCCUCAACGGUUGAUGCUGUGUCAGGGCCUUCAUCGACAACCGACUCGAUGACAAUCACAUCUUCAGCGCAAAGCGCCUCCAGUGCUCAACAACUACCGAGCACACCGUUUCGGCCAGCAAGCUCAGCCGAGCAGCAGGCCCCCGUUAACGAUGAUCAAUGUGUACAGGAGCCUCUCCAUCCAGAUGAGGCCGAUGCAUGUUUUCCAACGGAUCAAAAGUUGCAGCAGCGUGAGCGAGCAAAGGCGAGGCAAGCACAAGGUUUGGAGCCCCAACCAUCGCAGAAACGCAAGAAGGUGGUUGAGCAGCACUUUGACGAUUGCGGUGAGGACCUGAGCAGCCUCACCGGCACCACCUCAAGUAACCUGCUUGUGGAGUCUCUCCUAACAUCUGACGAUGAGCCUAUGUCUGAGAGUGACUUCAGUGCCUCAGCCGUCGCCAACGCCUAUGCACAGUGGGCCCUUCCUAGCAUGCUUGCUGAGGGCCAGCCAAGGCUGCACAAGAAUUCAAUGUUAGCCGUUGAUAUUGAGGAGAUGUUUGCAAUUUUGAAUGAACCUGGCCAUAGAGGAUAUGGAGUCGAAAUCGUGGAAAUCUGUGGCGGCAACGCCCUCACUUCCUACUUGUGUGUGCGCCGCAAGCUGCACAGCGGUCACUGCUUUGAGCUUAUCACCGGCACCGACCUAACUGAUCCCGAGGUCGAGAGCAAGGCAAUUCUGCAGCAGUUCAGUGGCCUACGGUGCAACGGAUCACAUGAGCACGCCAGCUUGUUGGGUGGCAAUGCCCAUGCAGCCAGGAUAUGGCCUCACAUGAUGUGCUCGCGUCUGGCUCGUGGCAUCGAGCUGCAAGCCAAACUCUUCCAGCAAGCUGUGAGACAUGCAGAGAGGCCACCAGCUCAGAGAUCCGUGUUUCCAACAGGCGCAAGCGGGACUGAUGAUGCAAGUCAAGCUUCAUCAGAGACAGGGUCAGAGAGCUGGAGAAAGUGCAAGGGAUGUCUUUGGCGUCUUCACCGUGCAGAUAGCCUACACAAUCGCAAGCCUGGCGUGUGUAAGUACCCAAACGACGAGGCGAUGGACUUUGCAUGCCCAGGUUGCCGAGCCAGAAAGAAUCGCUCCUCAGAGGAUCACACUUUUGGACCCGACUGUCGCCAUGCGUACACAAAGCCUCGUGAGAAGGCAGUGCAACGUAGGCCCUUCGGCAGAAAGCCAGCUUCUUCAGAGCCAACAGCCGGUCUCAAGGCUGAUCAGUUAGGCCAACCAGCAGAGCAGGAAGCUGAGCGAAAGCAAGCCCCCAUAGCAUCCGGCAGUGGGGAUGUCGAUCCCAAUCCAGAGGAGGAUGAGGAUCUGUUGCCUGAAGGAGAUGUCUCGGAAGCAGAGCCAUCAGCAGGGCGUGGUCCUGAUAUAGCUCCUCGGACCCGCCGAUCCUUUCGGGAAGGUGCCGCACAGACGCCCAGCAAUGCCGACUGGUCGUCAUUUGACAUUCAAGCUACACUGCGAGGCCUCAGGCGCGGCACUGAGGCCGACCAUCGCCGCCUCCUGCGCAAAUUGCAUUUGCGCCUCUGGCACUGCAGCAGCCACCGCCUUCAGGCGUUGCUCAACUCCGUCGGUCUUCCAAAGACCGUUCGGGACCUUGUUCCUGAAAUCACCGACACCUGCAGAGUCUGCCGCCAUUGGGCGAGGCCUUCGCCCGAUGCAAAGCCCACCAGUAGGAUGGUUAUAGGGUUUAACAUAGAGAUAGAAGGGGACCUAAUGUUUAUCCGCCACAAGGGAACUCAGCACAUCCUUCUUGUCCUUGUAUGCCGCGGAGUCCGCUGGACCUGUGCCACAUGUAUCACUGACAAGCGCACAGGCACACUCCUCACCGCCAUCGACAAUCAUUGGGUAGCUGUGUUUGGGCCUCCCCAAAUUCUCUUGUUUGAUGGUGAGACGGGUCUGGACGACGAAGAAUCCACGACAUACUUUCAGCUUCGGGGAAUAACCAAGCGCACAGCGGCGCCACGCCAGCACACCCGGAUAGUGGAUCGCAAGAUCGCAGUGCUGCGCGACACGCUGCAUAAGCUUGGUUCCCAGUUGGAUGAGGAAGGUCUGGAUGUGCCUUUCAGCCGAAUGCUCAGUGAUGCAGUGUAUGCAUUGAACUCGCUAACCUCCAUCAAUGGCUGUAGCCCCUACACGGCAGUCCUGGGACGAAUGCCCGCAUUGCUUCCAGCAGACGACUGCCAUGCGAUUGCGGAAGGUACAGCCCGCGAAAGGCUCAAGCGGGCCAUGAAUUCUCAGACUCGGCCUUCCGGUGAGGAGCUUGAAUACCAGCUCGGUCAGCAGGUUGACUGGUACCGUGAGCCGGUGAGCAAAGACGCUUCCGGUUGGAGGGGCCCAGGAACUGUCGUAGACCUGUUGCAAGACCUGCGUCAUAGCCUCACCUUCUUGUCUGAGGACCUCUCUGGGUUCUUCUACCAGGAUGACCCUGUGGCCACGGCAGGAACAUCAUCCCAUCAUGCACAGCAGCUCGUGCAGGACCACGUUGAUUCUUUAAAGCCAGGCACUGUGCUCACCCUCGACCAAGUCUGCGCCAGUACAGGCUUAUGGGUUGAGACCCCUCAAACCGAUACUCACCGACAGCUGUUACAAGCCUGUGCUUACGUAGCCGAGACUGUCUUUAAGAUUCCGACAGUAGCAGCAGUGCGCCUUGCCAAGUCUGUCCGAGCGUUGACCCAACGGAGUGAGUUUGUAGGAUCGCUCUGUCUGUACUGGAACGCAUCAGGUUCCCGCCAAAUCAACUUCCUGCACAGCAGUGACACCAAAGUGUCAGUGGUGAGCUUAGUGGGCCAGCAGUGGACUGAAGUCCGGCUCAUCCAGCUACUCAUGGUCCCGGAUGAAUCGGACUGGAUUUCAAGUCAAAAGUGGGUCAUUCCCUCACCCGUGACAUCGGGUGAAGCCGGCCAGUUAGAGCCGCAGCCUGACGAUGCCAGUUCUUCAGCUCAGGACAGGUUGACCACCAUACCUGAGGAAUCCCUGAGUGGAUCCGAAACUGCGCUGUCAUCCUGGGAUGAACUCAAGUCAAUGUUUGGCAGCAGUGUGGAUGCAGAGGAUGCUACAUGUCUAGCCGAAGCUUUCACUGCCAUAAGCACCGAGGCCGCCCCUGAACGUCCGGCAUUGUCUUCCCUGCAAGAGGCAAAAGAUCAUGCGGCGAGCCUGCUGCCUGAUCAUGCUGAGAUCCCAAACUGGUCUCAAGCCGAGAGUGAGGAAGCCCUUUCGUUUCUCACUCAGGAGCAGUUGUUCCAGAGCCUGUCGCUGUGCAACAGGGAGCCUGAGGACUACACUGUUCUCGACGCGGACGAAACUGGAGCAUACGUUGCCCUUGAAGCCUCAGGAGAUGUUGCCAAGCUGAUUUCUGAUUUGGACCGGUUGCCUAACGCGGACGAGGUAGUCGAGAUCAGAUUUUAUGAGGCACAUACGCGCAAGGCUGUAAUAGACCGCAGCGAUGACCUCCUUACCAAGGAGGAGCUCAUUGAGCACGGGGACGCCGUUCUCCAAAGCAUACUCAAUGAACUCAAGACCUGGCAAGGAUUCAAUUGUUUCUGCCGGCGUUCGCGUGCAGCAGCACCCUGUGUCAUCGACACGAAAUGGGUACACAAGUGGAAGCUGGUCAAAGGGGUACGGUGCAUCCGCGCACGCCUCUGCCUCCGUGGCUUUAAAGAAACAGGCGCCGAUUACGAGUCAAACUACUCGGCCACUGCGAGUAGAUUCAGUCAGCAUCUUCUUGUGUCGGAAUGUGCACUCCGUGGGUGGUCGCUCGCAUCGUCAGACGUACCCAAAGCAUUCCUCCAGGGCGUAAGUUACGAAGAACUUGCGCAGAGCACCGGCCAGCCGUUGAGAGACGUGAGUUUCGAGCUCCGGGGGGAAGCUUUGGCGUGCUUGCGAUUACUUCCUGGUUUUGGAGAUUUCAAUGCUAAGCACGAGGUGCUCCAUUGCUUGAAACCAGGCACAGGGUGCAGGGAUGCCCCUAAGUGCUUCAGUCUGAAGUUGCGAAAGGCCACUUCGGCGUUCGGUCUGCAGCAGUCAAGCGUUGACUCUGAGUUGGAGCUCCUGUACCGCGCAGGCGUACUGGUAAUGAUCGUCUUAAAGCACGUAGACGACCUAAAAAUGGCCGCGAAGAAAGCGCUGAUCCAGGAGUUUGUGGAUCACUUGUCCAAGACUUUUGGCAAGAUGGAUAUUGAAUGGGGUACCUUCACCUUCUGCGGCGUACGUCACGAGCAGCACUCUGAUGGGAGUAUCUCUCUUGAUCAAGUGAAAUUUCUUGCAGCUUGCAAGCCGAUCGCUCAGCCUAAGGCAUUGGCCGGAGGUGCUGAGGCCCUCUUGCCAGAGGACGCUCGCCGGCACUUCCUGUCCUUGCUGAUGACGAUCGCGUACGCUCUGUUGACAAGGCCAGAUGUGGCAGUGUUCAUAUCUGCCCUUCAGCGAGAAUCCCACCGAGCGCAAGUCAUCCAUGUGCGUCGUUUGAACAAGGUGUUGGAGUGGCUACAGGCUAAUCCCAGGAAAAUCACCUACCCCGUCAUGAAAUAUCCCACAGCUCUGCUUCAGAUAUCAGACUCUUCCUACAAGGCUCGUGCAGAGGAUGGUCUCUCAGUUCGAGGCCUGGUCAGCGUAAGAGUGUCGCUUGAAGACGUUCAGGCGGGCAAGCAGCAGACACCUUGCCACUUACUGGACUUUGCGAGCAAGCAGCAGAGGCACGUUACAAGGUCUACCUUCUCAUCGGAGCUUUUCGCAGCCACUGAUGCGACGGACAUUGGACUACUCCAAGUUCUCGCUCUCCAUGAGCUACAGCAUGGGGUGUUGUCAGCUGAUGACGCCAAGAAAAUCAUGGAUGGGGACCUACAGUGCGGAACCGCAUUGGGGUUAGUCGUGGACGCGCGAUCAGUAACGGCGGCAAUCAUUGCAGUGCAUACGAAGGUCCCGGCUGAGCCAUCAUUGUUACUUCAUGUCCGAUGGGUACGCCAGUUGUUGGAGCGGAAGCGUCUUUCUGCGCUGUUCUGGUCGGACACAAGGAGCAUGGUUAGUGAUGCUCUCACAAAGGGCACAGUCAGUCGCGAGCUGAUAACAUCGGUGAUGGCAGGACUGUUGGUGAUGCCCCAGGCAUACGUUCAGCAGAUGCUAUCUUGA
This is a messenger RNA of Symbiodinium pilosum, 7551 nucleotides long. The record is from the annotation of a GenBank genome assembly. Lineage: Eukaryota; Dinophyceae; Suessiales; Symbiodiniaceae.